UAAUAAAAGCAGUGAGCAAUUGCAAGAAAGUUGCUCUUUUGUGAUUACACAACAUUCAAUCGGUAUAUAGUCUCUCACCUUGUGUUGUGUUGUGUAUUGAAUAAUUACUGUGACAACCAUCUGUGAAGAACAAACUGGUUUUGCAGCAUUACAGCUGUGGAGAAAAAGGUGACCAUGUGGCUUUUUAUAUUUUUUUAUUCAUCACUUAUACUACAAAAGUCGGAAAGUAUAGAUGAUGUAACAGUGAAAGAAGUUACAGCCGGACAUUUGGCUGAACUUCCAUGUUUAAGUAUUGACGAUCAUCACCGUUUUAUGUUCUGGCAAUUUGGAAAUAAUGACGUUAUCGGACCAGGAAAUUCUUUAAAUGAAAAGAAAUAUAAUUACGAGGUACUGACUGGCAAACUUAUGAUCAGAGGCGUAUCAACAGCAGAAUCUGGUUUUUACAAAUGUGUUUCAAGAGGAUUAUUCGAUGAAUCCAGCUUCAAGAUUCACUCUGUUGAAUUAGUAGUUAAGAAAGAUUGGGAAGAUGUUUGGGAAACUGAUUUUGAGACAAAUUUAUUACGAGGAUUGUCUGCUGUAAUGGUGAUAGUUGUUGCUGUAGCCGUUGUUCUUCUAAUUAUCACCGUUAAGAGAAAGAGAAGCCAAAAAUUUUUCGAUUUGGAAGAAUCAAGAGAAAAUUCUCCUGCACGGUACCAUCCCAAUAAUACACUAGGUGUUACAUCAACUGCUGAAGUUAGUGGUGGAGUCGAUAAUUCUGCUCUUGAUAUUGAUUUCCCCAGAGUGUUUAAACAAAUGCAGAAAGAACAAGCAAUGCCAUAGAUUGCAGAAGAAAGAGAGAGAAUAAGAGAGAUUAUUACACAACAUAGUAUUAUUAUAUAGCGCACUUGAUGCAAAUGCUUUGUUCCAUUUUCAGAUAAGGAAAAAAAAGUUUUAUUAUUGUACAAUGUAUUGCUCUGUAUCUUAUUGUACAAACAGUAUUUAGUUUAUUAAUUACGACAGCAAACAUAUCUUAGACAUGUACAAAAUAUCAUAUUUAUAUGACGAUUGAAGUAAGUCAAAUAGAAGUUGAAUUUGUUAAUAAAUGAUGGUGAAAACAAAAUUCUCCGCAUAGCCACUA
This is a messenger RNA of Harpegnathos saltator (Jerdon's jumping ant), 1117 nucleotides long. RefSeq lists its product as uncharacterized. The record is from RefSeq and is a predicted model, not a curated record. Lineage: Eukaryota; Metazoa; Arthropoda; Insecta; Hymenoptera; Formicidae. Bases 175 to 819 code for a protein of 214 amino acids. The transcript is spliced from 5 exons.